GAAGUUUUCCUACCCUGCGCAUUCGGUUCACACGCCUGUCAUCGUAUUCUAGCAAAGGAAGCACCAAAGGCAGGCAAAGCACGUCUUUUCGAGAAGUCGACCGGGGGUUCUGGGAGCUCUCCGCAGUGCUGCACGACUGAAUGUCUCUUUUUGCCGUUGUCUCAGAGACUGCACAACCAAUUUGCUGCUCGCGCGCGGAGGCCCCCGCCUUACCUCUUUCCGAUAUUGUAUAUUGUAUCCAUUACAUCUUGGGCUUCUAGGACAUCGGCCGGACCUCUGCUUGCGAAAUCCAGCUGUCUGCUGCUUUUUUGUUUGUGCAACUGUCCCCAGCAGUCAGUCGCAGUUGGAGCCUCCAACCCAUCUCUGUCUCUCUGUGCAAUCUUGAGCCAGCCACAUCUGGGGUUUCUCUGGCAGGGUAUAUAGAUACCUUGCUUCCAAGAUCCUGCACAUUUUGGGCCUCUCGUAGACACUUCGACUUAGACAACUACAUCUCCAGAACCGAGACUCCUUCGAUAUCCAUCCAGAACGAAUAGAAGCUAUUGGUAUCGACUUCUCAAGUUACUGCACCUUCCUCGCAUUACGGCCUACAACAAUUCACUUCGAAAGCCUAUCCGAUACUCGGACAGACAAGACAUUGGCCAACAAAAGUCUAACAUCUGAUCAAUACGAAAAGUUGGAACACGAGAGAAUCGUCAUAUAGUACGUGGAAACCGCAACUCUUCCUCCUUUCCCCCUCGUGAACUAUCACUAGGUCUCUUUGGCGCGAUGCUCCCUCUUCGUAAGUUGUGGGUGGCCACCCAGGGCGAUUUGCACCAGGGUUCGUUGGCUAGGAUCCAUCUUGCCGGUUCCCCCACGUCAGAACCUGAUUCGCGUUGAUUGAGGACGGGGACAAUCGCUGGCUUGCUGGCCAUUGCUGAUGAGGCAGCUGCACAAUCUGUCGCUGAAAGAUUAAUGAGAACUAACUCCAUUUCAGGUACCUAUAGCAAUCUGUCGUGCUCUUCUUCCUGCGAGUAAGUAAGACCGCGUUCUCCAUUCAUCAACUCGUGUGGAGGAGAACGACCCAGCCAGACCAUCUCCAACAAGGAAAGCGCAACCAGAUAGGCGGGAAAGACAGCGGCUUGAUGUGCGCUGCAUGAGGCAGUCUUGGAAUCCGCGCAGAGGAUUUGUCAAUGUUUACGGCACAGCUGUAACGGCGUGAUGCUGUUCUUGCCCUACCCGUGGAUCAACAGCGGUGUCUCUAACACGAUCGAUCGAUCAUGCUGGAGCGGUGGGUGAUGCGCUCAUGGGUCAAAAAGAAACGGCCACGUUUGUUUCUGACAGAGACGCAAGUUGGGUCCGUUGCUGACGGCAGAAUUGAAUUGGCUAGGUCAAGCAGGAUAAAGAGCUGCACGCAAACCCUUGGCAUGACAGGGGCACUCUUGGAGAGUCAACCGGUGAGUAUUGAAGCCCCGUGAGCCCGCGUGGAGCGUUGGGAAGAGUUUCUUUCGAGUCGAUUCUUGGAGCCGAGCGAAGAGGCAGAACAGUCUACAAGACGAGCAUCGCGGCAAAUCAAGCCAGUACCUACCGAAUAUCUGAGAGGGAAAAGCAACAGAAGCAAGUCAGUGGAAAAGGAUUGGUUGAGUUUGUCGGGUGUGUUGGUGGGAUGGUUGGGCUGGGUUGGUUGGAAAUGGAGCCAGGAUGUUUGUUAUGGGAACAUUGUGUGCUGACAGUUGCGUUGUCGAAACAGAGGAUCGAGGAACUGGGGCGACGAGAGCGCUGUUCCAGCGCCAGCACCAGCACCAGCGCCAGCAUCAGCACCAGAUCACCGCCCCUCUACUACGGCACGACACCCCUCGUGGCCGGCACGGACGACCGUCGUAUGAAUCCUCAACAGCUGCCAAAGGAGUUCGAACCGUCGACAGGCUAUGAUUACCUUGACAUGCAAGCAGCUUCGAGCAAUGACAUGCGAUACGAACACAACGCCAAUGCUUCUCUGUCGACGAUCGAAGGCCCGCCACAACAGUCGACACUCUUAAACCUGUUCAAUCCACCUAUAAGCAACACCACUCCGUACUCCGCUGACGGCGGCUUCUACCAUCCAGCCACCUCUCACGUCUACCCCAGCCUGGACGUCGUCAGGCCUCGCCUGGGUUCAAACACCUCUUCAACGGGUAUGGCACAUGCCCACCGCUCCACAGCAUUACCCCAUCCUGGCACACACAUCAGCACUCGAGACCAGUAUUCUCCAGCGACGCCAUCCUUCAGGAGGGUGUCGGAGCACCAGCCUAGAUCUCCAUCGUACCCGACUGCUCUACGCCGUCACCCCAUCUCGCCAACUUCCAGUCCCAUUACCGGUUUCACGGCGCCCACGGCUCUGAGGAUGGACUCCGGUCACUACCCUUCGUCCUCCUCGAGGGUACAGGCGAGCGUGCCUCCACUGGGCAGCAUCAACCCCCUCGGCAUUCUCCAAUACACUGACGGAAACAUGGGGCAAGUCAAGAUUGACAUACAGGGCAAUAUCGACAAGGGCUUCUUCCAGUCUGAAGGAGACUGGACCUGCUACAGGAGGAACUACUUUUCUUGCAUCUGCUCAUUCGGCCUGACCCCGCACUAUCCUGGUCAGGGUCUACAAUUCACACCGCAAGGCUCGACACAACCGUACUCAGUUCUCGGUUUCGCCAUGUCCAUCUCUGCUGUUGUUGCUGAGAACGAUGCCCAUGUUAUCGACCUCGUACAGCAUACGCCUAAAAGAGACAAAGGUCCCGUCGAGAAACCCGGCAAAGUGCGCCUCCACCCGAAACAUCCUCAAAUGUCGCAUCCUCUCGGCCUCUACCCCCACGAUACCGGGAUGGGAGGAUCGUCAAGACUCGGCGGGUAUGAUGCCCCAGGGGGAUUCGUUGGUCAACAAGGUGGCGGUGACUCGUACCAGACAGAACACACAUUUGAGCGCAUCCAAUUCAAGCAGGCUACAGCAAACAAUGGGAAGAGGCGAGCUGCCCAACAGUACUAUCACCUUUUGAUUGAGUUGUGGGCCGAUGUAGGAUCGCAAGGCCCGGACAACUAUGUGCGGGUCGCCUAUCGAAAGUCGGCCAAGAUGAUUGUGCGUGGCCGGUCGCCAGGGCACUAUCAGAGCGAGAGGCGCGCCAGCACAAGCAGCGGGCCAGGAGGCUCGGGCGGGAGCUUCACCGGAUACCCCACUAACUCGAUCAUCGGUCCCGACUUUGGGGCCGCAGGUGCGAUGGUCGGAAGCGGAUACGGGGGAGGCUUUGACUCCCGGGGAAGCGCCCAUUACGGGUCGACACGACACCAUCCGGAACUCGAGACCAUGCUGCCGCCAGAAGACGCCAAAGCCAUCGAGACGACGAAGGAAUACCAAUAUUAUCCAGGUCAUAUUUACGACACGAGCGAUUCCAGGGGUGGCGUGGAAAUGUUCACCCAUAGCCGACACGCGCAGGACAACUUGGUACCGCACAUGACGCCAACCUACGAUCCUCUUCACGACAGGGUCAAGCGGGAUCCUGAGGGGGCGAUGUUGCCAAGCAUUUUCCAACCUGGGGCACUCGUGUCGAAUCAAAGGUGCGGUCCUUUUGAGGGUAAGCCGACGUCGGGUGGGUACUACCCAACAAUGGUGCCCCCGUCUGGUGUCAAUGUCUCCAACAUGACAUGAAGAGACAUGAACACAAGCAAUUGUUACGGAUACCAAGUCCGCCAUGGUAGAUCGCGGUCUGUACAAUGAGGAACCCCGCAGCGGUUUUGGGUCCACCAGCAGAAAGAGGACAAACCGUUUAUCAGCAAAUAGCUGUUUUUCUUUGGGGUCCUCUUCUUCUGUUUUCGUUUUUCGAGGAAAUGAUGAAAAUUUGGCAUAAACACGAAGGCGAGAUUUUGGCGUAUGGGAGCAACACAGGCAUCAGGAACACCACUCGAUACCCGAACGAGACUGAAUGCAUCGUUGACAUUGAGUAAGCACAACAUGGGCAGGGGGGAAAACAAAACAAAGGGAUCACGGCGAAUUGGCGCGCGGAAAAGAGAAAGAUGAUUGUUGGUUUGAAAUGGGAUGGAGGGAAAUUUGGCCCCAGCACACCCCGACAUUGAAACAUUUUGGGAAGGAAAAGUUUGGGAAAAACAAAAAAUACAUUGUCGGCCAGGGGGCCAAGGGGGGGGGGGGGGGGAGGCGGGACACGGUGAACGACAGAUAUUGUUAGGGAUACCCGCCGCGCAUUGUUGUUUUGGGAUCUCGUUCUCUAUUUUGUUUCCCGUUUAUGUUUGGGGUUUCCUUCGUUCACGGCUCCUCCUUCUCUGUUGUAACCCCACCCCCCCUCUCUUUCUCGAAAGGCCAUGCGGCGUUGUAAUAAUGUGAGGAUAAGGAACAUUCGCUUCAACAAAGACAAAGUUUUUAUUUUCCUAUCGAGUCGGACAUUGAGAGGAGAGAAAGAUACCACGGCAUGAUGGGAUAUGGAGACUAGUGCUUGGGGGGAGGAUGGCGUACGAAGUUUCAAGGCGGAACGGACUGAGUGUAGUUUUCUUCUGGAGGGCCAGGUACUGGGGAAGCAGCGGCGGGUGCCAAUGCCAGGUACUUGGUUUGUUUAUUAUUUUUUGGAGGGGAGAUCAAUUGUGGCAAUUUCAGCUUGAGCUUCUUGACCCUUUCCCACAUGUUCUUGUCCUUUGCGGCGAAAAUUUUGACAAUGUUAUCCCACCCCC
Colletotrichum scovillei is the source of this 4677-nucleotide messenger RNA. RefSeq names its product NDT80/PhoG like DNA-binding family protein. Gene Ontology annotation, molecular function: DNA-binding transcription factor activity; DNA binding. The coding region runs from base 1643 to 3646 and encodes 667 amino acids. NCBI's taxonomy places the organism in Eukaryota, Fungi, Ascomycota, Sordariomycetes, Glomerellales, Glomerellaceae. The transcript has 4 exons. The record is from RefSeq and is a predicted model, not a curated record. Gene Ontology annotation, biological process: positive regulation of transcription by RNA polymerase II; meiotic cell cycle. Gene Ontology annotation, cellular component: nuclear chromosome.